Molecule: messenger RNA, 1282 nt
Organism: Hibiscus syriacus
Lineage: Eukaryota; Viridiplantae; Streptophyta; Magnoliopsida; Malvales; Malvaceae
Exons: 5
Coding region: 336-1001 (221 amino acids)
Source: RefSeq, a predicted model, not a curated record
GUGUUGAGGCAAUAAUUGUCCACCCAGUAUCUUCCUGAAUAACUAAUCCCUCUCUUCACCUGGCUUCUUCUUCCACUUUCAGGCCUCACAACUUUUUACUUCUUUUUCUCAUUUAUUAUGGCUGUUGACCUACACGACCGUGCCUUAUUCAUCCCUUCUUCUCAAGAUCAUCACUUUGAUGCCCUGCAAAACAACAACAACAAACGUUACUUAUUUGCCUCGUCUGAGUCUGGCACAGAGCUGAGUUCACCCACUGGUUCCGAUCACCUCAAUUCCACCACCACGGAGAGCAUGAGGAGGAAGAAGACUGUUUUAUUGAUGAGCUCACUCGCCAGAUGGCUCACUACAUGUUUCAGGAUGAAGAUAAACAUGAAAAGUCAUCUGGUUCUCCUGAUGAUGGAAAAUUUGAAACUGUGAAAACAAAUGAAGAAACAGGAACAUAUGGCCAUGGGUUUCAAUCAAAACAAGCACUUAUCGAUGAACAAAUAAGAGCUAUUCAGCAGUUUUACAAGCUGAAACAAGAACAACCAACGAAGCAGAAGCAACAAAAGCCGAGGACCAAGCAUCAUCAAAGCAAAGGGAAAAUCCUUGGUGGGUUUAACAAUGGCUAUCACCUUCCCAAUAACCCUAAUACUCCAUGGUAUACUCUACAGCAACAAAGCAAGCAACAAACCGGUUCUGUUAUGAAGGCGGUUUUCCUUACCGGAUCCGGCUCGAGAAACGGUUCUUCUGGAACCGGUGUGUUCUUGCCUCGUGGAACUGGAGGCACUCCUUGCAACUCACGCACGAAACAAGGGUGUGCUACUGUGCUGAUUCCCGCGAGAGUUGUUCAGGCCCUAAAGCUCCACUUCGAGAAAACAGGGGUUCCAUCAAGAUUUAAUACUGUAGAUUUUAACAAAGGUUCCGACAGCAUGAAUUCGUCGCAAGAGGGUCAGUCUGGGGCGGUGCCGGGUACGAGCCACCAUGAAGAAGUGAGUCUACCUCAAGAAUGGACUUAUUAAGAAAGCCUUGUUGUGUGGAUUGUAUUUGAUUUGUAAUUGUUGAAUGGAAGGGAACAAAGAAGAAUAAAGAGGAAGGAAACAAAAGGACAGAUAAGAUGGUGGUAAAAUGGAUAUAGGGAAUCUAGGGAGAAUAGGACACAUGUAAAAUAAAAAGUGUAGGUGGAGUCUUUGUAUACCUUCCUCUACCAUUGCUGGCUGCAGAUUUGGCUUUUACUCCUUUUAUAAAUUACUUGUAAUAAAAAUCAGCUAUCAGCACUAUAAGAAUUUACUUUCCUUUUUCA